Sphenostylis stenocarpa is the source of this 300-nucleotide messenger RNA. Lineage: Eukaryota; Viridiplantae; Streptophyta; Magnoliopsida; Fabales; Fabaceae. The record is from the annotation of a GenBank genome assembly.
AUGGCUGUUUUAAGCUUCACUCUCCCAAGUGGAUUAGUUUGCGGGUUCUGUCUCACCCAUCUGGUUAGUUCGCCAAGCUUCCACCACGCCGCCGCGAAGAAGAAGACUCAGUGUCUCUUGUUCUCACCCAUUGAUCUUCUUCUUCAAUUUUCCCUUUGUUUGGGGAAUCGACGAAGAGAGGUUGGUCAUUCCAUUCCUCUGUCUUCCCUGUUGCUGUUCAUCACCAGCUAUCUAGGGCUUGCGUCGCAAAUUGUUAGAAUGAACAAGGUUUUGCUUCACCAUUACGUUUCUUUGCCUUAA